UCUAAGAGCGUGCGAGACGGAGAGGAAGAGGGAGAGAGAGAGAUGGCGGCGGCGAUGCAGUGGUGCGGCGCGACGACGCGGCGGAUUAUGAUGGCGCAGGGUACGCCUGCAGCAGUGAAGAGGUGUUCUUCGUCAUCCCCGGCGGCGGCGGCGAUGGAAGUGUGCGGGAGAGGGGAUAGUAAGACGAAGAAAGGGAAAAGGUUCAAAGGAUCGUACGGGAACUCGAGAGGGAAGAAGCAGAAGAUGAUUGAGAGGAUCAAAGACAAGCUCGAGGUUCCCAGGUCCACUCCUUGGCCUCUCCCUUUCAAGCUCAUCUGAAGAAUUUCACUAUCGUUACUGUUUUUUCUCCUUUGGUGACUUUCCAGUUCUUUAAUUUGUCUGUAUACUUCUUCUUCAUGAGUCAUUGAGUAUAAACUCGUCUGUGUUGAUUGAAUAAAAUGUUACUGGAUUGAUGCCAAUUUGUGCAGAAGAAUGUUGAUUUUCAUGGAGGAAUUAUUUUUGGUUU
Brassica oleracea var. oleracea is the source of this 505-nucleotide messenger RNA. Its product is annotated as 30S ribosomal protein S31, mitochondrial-like. The coding region runs from base 43 to 318 and encodes 91 amino acids. The record is from RefSeq and is a predicted model, not a curated record. NCBI's taxonomy places the organism in Eukaryota, Viridiplantae, Streptophyta, Magnoliopsida, Brassicales, Brassicaceae. Gene Ontology annotation, cellular component: plastid; ribosome. Gene Ontology annotation, biological process: plastid translation. The transcript has a single exon.